Molecule: messenger RNA, 1179 nt
Organism: Sitophilus oryzae (rice weevil)
Lineage: Eukaryota; Metazoa; Arthropoda; Insecta; Coleoptera; Curculionidae
Gene: eIF3i
Product: eukaryotic translation initiation factor 3 subunit I
Exons: 4
Coding region: 140-1120 (326 amino acids)
Biological process (GO): cytoplasmic translational initiation
Cellular component (GO): cytoplasm; eukaryotic translation initiation factor 3 complex, eIF3m
Molecular function (GO): RNA binding; protein binding; translation initiation factor activity
Source: RefSeq, a predicted model, not a curated record
GAUUCUGACAGAUAGUAAUUUGAUUUUUUAACCUCACUAUUCAAAUUAUCAAAAUAUCGUGGUUUUCAACCAUUAUAUCUUUAUAUUUAUAUUUUAGAAUUAUUUAGUUGACUUUCUAUUCAAUUCACAUAUAACGAAUAUGAAACCAAUUAUUCUUCACGGUCAUGAACGAUCUAUAACGCAAAUCAAAUAUAAUCGAGAAGGUGAUCUGUUAUUUUCAUCGGCUAAAGAUAACAAACCAAAUGUAUGGUUCUCUUUGAAUGGAGAACGUUUGGGAACAUUUAAUGGCCAUCAGGGUGCAGUAUGGUGUAUCGAUGUGGACUGGACAACAACAAAAUUUAUAUCUGGUGCUGGAGAUAACACUUGCAAACUUUGGGAUUGUGAAACAGGCAAAGAAACUGGAAAUAUUAAAACCAUGUCAUCUGUAAGAACAUGCAUGUUCAGUUAUUCUGCAAAUAUGGCAGUGUACUCAACAGAUAAAGCCAUGAAGCAACCCUGUGAAAUUUUUAUUAUUGAUGUAAGAACUAUUGAUAGUAGUUUCUCCCAACAACAGCCAAUAUUGAGAAUACCAAUAAGUGGGCCUCGUGUAUCGUCAAUUUUGUGGGAUAAUUUAGAUGAAAUGAUUAUUACUGGCCAUGAAAGUGGAGAAAUAAAUCAAUGGGAUUUAAAGACUGGUAAAAAAAUUAACAGCACAAAAGAACAUGAUAAUCUUAUAAAUGAUAUGCAGUUUAAUAAGGAUGGAACAAUGUUCAUUACAGCCUCCAAAGACCAUACCGCAAAACUUUUUGAUACUGAAACACUGGCACUUUUAAAAACUUUUAAAACAGAACGUCCAAUUAAUUCAGCUGCCAUCAGUCCAAUUGCAGAUCAUGUGGCUCUAGGUGGUGGUCAGGAAGCUAUGGAUGUUACAACGACCAGUACAAGGGCUGGUAAAUUUGACUCAAGAUUUUUUCAUUUAGUAUUUGAAGAAGAAUUUGCUCGUGUCAAAGGUCAUUUUGGCCCAAUUAACAGUGUUGCUUUUCAUCCUGAUGGAAAAUCUUAUUCUUCAGGUGGUGAGGAUGGCUAUGUUAGAGUUCACACUUUUGAUUCAUCAUAUUUUGAAUAUAACUUUGAUUAUUAAUAACUCGUAAAUAAACCCUAAAUUUCCCAUAUAAGUUUUAAAUAAAACUUUUUUUAUUU